AUGUUCAUCACCCUCUACUUCAUAGUCACUCGCCUCCCUGACUCCCUUCGCUCUCUCAGGGACCACUUCCUCACCCUCGACCCCACCUCCCUCACUGUUGCCCUCCUCGAGCAGCAUCUCCUUGCAGCUGAGACUAGUGCAGUUGCUGUAGGUGCUGGUCGUGGCACUCCGCGCUCACCCUUCUUUGAGGGGUGCUCCCCCUCCCCCCUUUCCUCCUCCUUCACCUCUGCUGCUGCUGCAGACGUCUCUGUUCCUGAGGACGUCGGUGCUGCUUCGACUAGUGCGAAGCGCCGCAACAGCAAGGGCAAGGGUGGACGGGGUAGUGGAGGAGGCAGCGGUGGUGGUGGAGGUGGCAGUGGGAGCGGUAGUGGGGGCAGCGGUAGAGGAGGUGGAGGCGGUGGAGGUGGUGGCGGCGGUGGGACCGGUGGCGGCGGUGGAGGCUCUGGUGGCGGCGGUGGAGGCAGCGGAGGGAGUGGCGGCAGUGGAGGCGGUGGGACCAGUGGUGGUCGGUCUGGACCUCACCGUGGAGGCCUUGGUGGUGGUCGGGGCCGGCAGCAGCAGCGUCGGAGCGAGAUCCAGACGCCCGAGCAGCUCCGUGAGUGGUUGGUUCAGCGAGGGGCGGGUGAGGGUAGUGAGACCUGCCCGUAUGUCAUUCGCACGGGUGCCCGUGCGGGCUGGACAUGCGGGAGGUUUCACACUGAGCGCCGCUGCUUUGCCCGCCUUAACGACGCCUGGCGUGCUGAGUUUGGUGGUGACGUCGAGCGCCGUCGCUGGGCGCAGUUGCUUCAGUAUAGCCGCUGCUGCUCUAGGUGCUAG
Messenger RNA from Closterium sp. Naga37s-1, 816 nucleotides. Lineage: Eukaryota; Viridiplantae; Streptophyta; Zygnematophyceae; Desmidiales; Closteriaceae. The record is from the annotation of a GenBank genome assembly.